AUGGCUGCAGUUUCAGAUGUGAAAACAUUGCCAGGAGAUGUCUCCCAAGUUCUUGUAGAGGCAGAUCGCAUUGGAGGUUUUGAGAAAAGUGGCGAGAAAUCCGGGACCGACGAGGAGAAUACCAAGUCAGAUGGAGAAGGCAGCGUCAUCGAUGCAGAUGCCGUUGAGGAUCGCGGUCAGUAUACCGAUGAACAGUAUAAGCAUCUCAAGAGAAAGAUCGAUCGAUAUCUCCUCCCCCUAAUGUGGCUCUGCUAUGGCAUCCAGCAAACCGAUAAAACUUCCCUUGGCAUCCAAGCUACUUUUGGGCUACGAGAAGACACCGGCCUCGUGGGACAGCAAUACUCAUGGCUGACGACGAUCUUUUACAUUUUGUAUAUGUGCUUCGAAUUCCCCUCCAACAUUUUGCUCCAGCGAUACAAGAUGGGUCGGACUCUCUCGCUGUAUAUGAUUUGCUGGGGUGUCAUUGUUUUGGGUGUUGGUUUCGCCCAAAACUUCACUCACCUUAUCAUUUUACGAGCUCUCCAGGGAAUGUUCGAGUGCUGCAUCAGUCCGGGGUUUAUACUGGUUAUCGGAAGCUGGUACACAACGCGGGAGCACUCGUCGCGGUCUCUGGUGUUCCAGAGCGCGAACGCUGGCUUCGGCGUUAUUUCCAGCCUGAUUCUUUACGGAAUCGGCUCUGUCCAGUACCAUCGACCGGAUUUCCAAGCCUGGAGAUACAUGUCGUAUUUCCUCGGUUCCCUGACCAUCAUUGUCGGCUGCUUGUGUCUCUUUCUUCUUGGAACACCUUCCGAAGUCCGCUGGCUCUCGGAAUCCGAGAAGGCAAUGGCAAACACCCGGAUCCUAUCCAACAAUACAGGCCACGACCGCACCGGCAUCAAAAGAUGGAAGUGGGAGCAGGCACGUGAGUGCCUCAUGGACCCGUGCUUCUGGUUUGCAGGGUGCAACGCCUUCCUCAGUUCUGUGCCAAACGGAGGCCUGACCACGUUCGGUCACAUCAUCAACACAUCCUUUGGGUUUACCAACCUGCAGGCCAUCCUGCUCGACAUCCCCAGGAGCACAUUCUCGGUCCUGUACUUUGUUUUUAUCGGCCUCGUCACCAGCAAGUACAAGAACUUACGAAUGUACUUCAUGAUGUUUUCGACCAUUCCGCCCUUUGCGGGAUUCCUACUCAUGGCUCUUCUCCCCAACGAACCCGAGUAUAAGUGGACAAAGUGGGGCGGCUACUUCAUGACCGUGCCAUUUGUCAUCUCGCUCUUCCUUGCCUGGACUCUGAUCCCGUCCAAUACUGCUGGCAGGACGAAAAGGACCCUGACGAGCUCUUUUACGUUCGUGGGAUAUUGUGUGGGAAAUAUGACAGGAUCGCAAAUCUUCAAAUCCACCGAUGCGCCUCGGUACGUGCCGGGCACAAUUGGUUGUGCAAUUUGCUUCGGGCUGGAGUUCUUACUCAUCGUGCUGUGGAGACUUGUCUAUGUCUUCAGAAACAGGCGCAGGGCGAGGCAGCUACGCGAACAGGGGAUCUCGGAGGAGGACAGAGGCAGGUUGGGGAAGGACUUUGGAGAGAAGGACAGUACUGAUUUCCAGAACCCCUACUUCCAAUACACAAUGUGA
Diaporthe citri is the source of this 1608-nucleotide messenger RNA. RefSeq lists its product as uncharacterized. The transcript has 3 exons. Gene Ontology annotation, cellular component: membrane. The record is from RefSeq and is a predicted model, not a curated record. Gene Ontology annotation, biological process: transmembrane transport. NCBI's taxonomy places the organism in Eukaryota, Fungi, Ascomycota, Sordariomycetes, Diaporthales, Diaporthaceae. Bases 1 to 1608 code for a protein of 535 amino acids. Gene Ontology annotation, molecular function: transmembrane transporter activity.